CUCUAAGCCAACGGGGAAAAGUUGGACAUGACGAUCGGCUGUCAGUUGGAGGUUUAGUUUGGCUGCAACUAGUGUAAACGUAGUUACUUAGUUACUUCGGCGGGAAUGUGUUGGCAAAAGUAUGACGAUGAUAACAACAACAUCUUGUCUGUGAUAACGCGUCUGUCUACCUUACCACCACCUCUCAUCCAAACAUAGUGCUAUAGUUACUUAGUUCUACUACCAACCUACAAAGUUUUCCCUAGAAUAAUCAUUGUUUAAUGCAAUUGUGUCUAAUGGAGGAUUCCAAACGAGGCAGUCCUCACGACAGGAGAACUUCGCCUCAAGAUAACAACAACCAUCAUGACAACAUGGAUGUACGCGCAGUCAACAGUAGCUACAACCACAAACCUACGGUGAAUGGAAAUCUGUCUUCCAGUGAUACUGGCGGAACGGUUCCUGACCUACAAUCUUCACUGAGUGGGAAGGUUUCAUGUGGGGACUCAUGGCCAACAGAACAAGAAAUAAUGUUGGGGGAUGGUCUGCUGCAGGAACACCCAGGGCUGCGCGGUACGCCACUCGCGAUGCUUGCAGCGCAGUGCAACAAACUGAGCAGCAAAUCGCCUCCGCCCCUAGCUGACGCGGCGGUCGGCAAGGGCUUCCACCCCUGGAAGAAGUCGCCGGACACCUUGGGCGGCGGGCAUGACAGGAAGUCGCACACGGGCAGUCCUGGGCCCAGGGUGAGCGUAGCGACUACUCCGCCGGUGAGCCGCGCCGCGUCGCACGUCGUGUCGCAGACGCCCGCUAGCUGCGCCGGGCCCACCUAUACCGGCGGCGAUCUCUAUUUCCCCGGCGCCACGUCGGCGCAGCAGGGCACUGAUCAUCAGCUGUUGGGCAAAGCAGACAACCAUUCGCUGUACACCCGGCACCCAUACGAAUCGUGGCCGUUCAACGCGAUGCCAACCAGCCACCACUCGGCGCUGAAAGGCCCCCACGGCGGCGCGGACGGUGGCGGUGCGGGCGCCUGGUGGGACGUGCACUCAGCAGCCGCCGCCCAGGGGUGGCUGGAUGUGGGGGGCGGCGUACAUGCCGCUCAAAUGGCAGCCGCCGCAAAUUAUGCCGCCGUCUCCGAUUAUCCGUCGUUGGGACACGGUCUUGCCGCCUCCAAUACGGCUCAUCAUCUGCUCAGUUCACAGCACCUCCUGCAAGACACGUACAAAUCGAUGGGUCUCCCUGGCCAGGGUUCGUUCGGACUGAGUCAUCACCAUCACCACCACCACGCCACCGCCUCGCCACCGGCGGCAAUCGCCUCCCAGGUGGCCGCCUCCCAAGUGGCCGCCUCACAAGUAGCCGCCUCCCAGUCGCCGCGAUCGCAGCGUCGCUACACGGGUCGCGCGACCUGCGACUGUCCCAACUGUCAGGAGGCCGAGCGUCUCGGGCCGGCCGGCGUGCAUCUGCGCAAGAAGAACAUUCACAGCUGCCACAUUCCCGGUUGCGGCAAGGUGUAUGGAAAGACGUCGCAUCUCAAGGCGCAUCUUAGGUGGCACACCGGCGAACGCCCAUUCGUGUGCAACUGGCUGUUCUGCGGCAAACGCUUCACACGCUCCGACGAGCUGCAGCGUCACCUCCGCACACACACGGGCGAGAAGCGCUUCGCCUGUCCCAUCUGCAACAAACGCUUCAUGCGAUCCGACCAUCUCGCGAAACACGUCAAGACGCACAACGGCACGGGCAGCAAAAAGGGCAGCUCAGAUAGCUGUUCCGAUUCGGAAGACAACUCGCAGCCCGAGAUGUCCGGUGUGAACAGUCCCGUCAUGAACAGUCCCGCCAUGUCCGGUGUGAACAGUCCCGCGUCACUCAACCAUCACACGCCUUCGCCCGGUUUGGAUGUCGACGUGAAACCGCCUGGUCUCGUCUGAGCUAGGUGGGGUCCGGCGUUGUUCUACCAUCAGUACCAUCACUAGAUCGCAUUAGAUCAGACUUCUAAUCUAAUCUUAGAUUAGACUUCUAACCUAGGAUUGGAUGAGAUCUAAUCUAAUGACUAGCGGACAAGACAGGACAGGACACAGCCACGCCAGGACCCCAUACCGGGAUCGAAAUGAUAAUCGACUCCAACCACAGUUUUGUGGAAUCAAGUUGUCACCGCUCGUUUGAGGAACUCUGAAAUCAUAGUUGGGGUUGGGAAAACACGUUGAGAAAACAUUGUCCAGAAAGAAACAUCGUAGGGCUUGAGAAACAACGUUGAAAAAACAUCGUUGAGGAACAACGUUGAGAAAUCAUCGUUUAGAAGCAACGUUGAGAAACCAUAGUUGAGGAAUAAUGUUAAAAAACAAUGUCGAGAAACAACCAUCGUUGAAGAGGAAAGAAUGAAGUUUCUUCUAGAAGACAUACAGGGAAGUGAGUAGAUUAGAACAAGUUUGUGUAGCAUUACAGCUUGAAACAGCAGUUGAGAAAACUAUUUUAAAAUGAAUAUUGGAAUCAAACUAGUGUGAAACUAGUUGAGGAAGAGUGUUUUGGGUUCAAAGUGUUUGAAAAGUUCUUGGAUCAGAUAAAAAUGCAUAAAUAACUUGUGUUUCCAUAUUAAUUGUUGAGAGGAAGACCAUAUCAAAAUAAAAAAUAUCCCAACUUAUUGAAAAUGUUAAAAAUCCUUAUUUGUCAUAUUGCUAGGAUUUGUUGGGAGUGUCACAAACUAAAAUAUGAAUCAAGUGAAUCAUACAUUGGGAACUGUUAAUGUAACAGUUACAUGUUACUGUAAUUGUUGAAAUUUUAAUGUCGUUAUCUUUCAAUAAUUUGAGUCAUGAUGGUGGGGUUUAUCAAGAAAAAAUGUAAUUGAAUAUGUAGUGAAACAUAAAUAUUUGGAUUUACCAGAUUGGUGGUAAUUGGUGAAUCCAUCUAGUCCAUUAAAACUCAUCCAUGAACAAAAUUAGCUCCUUCAUUGAGCAAAGACAAUAUUGAUCUCUAAAUAUAGUAGAAAUAUUUGCCACUCUAUUCACGCUUCAAUCGAACGGAUAAAAUAUCUCUCAACUACAUCUGCAUGAACCAACAUAACGAGCGGUGACAAAUCUCUACGAUUUUGGUGAAUAAUGUUCAAACUCAUUGAACACAUUUGAAAAUAUUUUAAUUAUCUAAUGAUAUUGUACCGACCAUUUUGUACAUAGUCUACAUAAUUCUUACGUUAUUCAACUGUACAAAAUACUUCGACCAAUUUGUUUCUACAUCGAAUCGGUGUGAUAAGAUUAUUAUUCAAAUAAUUGUAAUGUACAGCUUAUUCUACCGAUGUAAAAUGAUAUAGCAAUUCGUUCUUGAGGGAAGAGAUGUGAGAUGUUUUCAUGAAUUAAUACAUUCUCUCACCAUUAUGAACACUGAUAGUGUCCUGAUGGAUACACAAUUGCUACAAUAUUAUUUGAGGGAUAUAAAUAAAAAUAUAAAUCUUAGUACCCUUUUAAAUUAUUUCGUCACAACAUGUUUCGGACACAUGUAUCGGAAGUAUUUUUAAAAAUAGCCCUAAAGAAAAAAUACAAUAUUGAAAGAUAUCUCAUCUACAAUGGAAAAAUAUUCAUUCUGCGUUCAAUACUGUUGGGAAAGAUCUUUAAAUCCAUCAUGGAGGGAAUAGAAAGAUAUCUCAUCUACAAUGGAAAAAUAUUCAUUUUGCGUUCAAUACUGUUGGGAUAGAUCUUUAAAUCUAUCAUGGAGGGAAUAAAGUUUUUAUGAGUAACUGUUUCAAUAACUGUAACAAUUUCUUGAAAAGUAAAUAAACAUCUCAAGCUGUUGAAAUUGAUAAAAAAUGUUCAACUAAACACUAUUCAUACAAUCAAGCUAGUAGGAUAUUCAUAAUAUCUCCUCACUCGAUGACGAAUUGUACAUAAUCUAUGUGUAUGAAUGUAAAUAAGACCAAUAUAUGAAUAUGCGUUUAGCUUAUUACUACUCUCAAAUAAUGAUUGUCUCAGUAUAAAAUUCAAGUUUGCCUAAUUACUGGUGAACUAUUAUUCUAUUAUGUAUAUUAAUUAAUGUAAAUAGGUAUCAUGAAAAUAUAUUGUUGUUUGCUAGAAAAAUAUAUACAUCACAUAUCAAACAAGAGUAUUUCUAUUUUAAUGGAACAGAUACAUGCGUGCGCAUUUGGUGGUUUAUUACUUGAAAUUUUUGUCGAGCAUAAAUAAUAUUAUGACUGACUUGGACGUGAUUGGUAAAAGUUUUAUAACAUUUGUAAUAGUGGCACCACUGUUAUAAAUACUAAUCAUUAUCAUUUUAUAAGUGUGUUGGUUUAUUUCUACAUGUUCUACUUUAAAUAUUUGCUUGCAUCUGUUUAUCUUCUAAACUUACAUUAAUGAAAGUACAGUCAAGUGCUCAAAUUGUGAUAUAUAUUAUCGAGGAUAGUUUCUAAUGUACGAAUGUUUUAAAUGAUUUUUGUUGCUCAUCAAAAGUAAAACGUAAUCACUGUUAUUCUGAAGGCAAAGUAAUGUUCAUUUGAAGAUAUCGCAGAACAUUUGUCAAUUCCUUGUGUGUAAUUAAUAAGGAAAAUAUGGAUGUACCUUAUUUCAUUUGUAAUAAAUUAUUUUUGAUUGAAAUUAA
This is a messenger RNA of Nilaparvata lugens (brown planthopper), 4548 nucleotides long. Its product is annotated as transcription factor Sp9. Bases 261 to 1898 code for a protein of 545 amino acids. Gene Ontology annotation, molecular function: DNA-binding transcription factor activity, RNA polymerase II-specific; RNA polymerase II cis-regulatory region sequence-specific DNA binding. Gene Ontology annotation, biological process: regulation of transcription by RNA polymerase II. NCBI's taxonomy places the organism in Eukaryota, Metazoa, Arthropoda, Insecta, Hemiptera, Delphacidae. The record is from RefSeq and is a predicted model, not a curated record. The transcript has 8 exons.